Molecule: messenger RNA, 2322 nt
Organism: Sinocyclocheilus rhinocerous
Lineage: Eukaryota; Metazoa; Chordata; Actinopteri; Cypriniformes; Cyprinidae
Product: DOMON domain-containing protein FRRS1L-like
Exons: 5
Coding region: 368-1216 (282 amino acids)
Biological process (GO): regulation of postsynaptic membrane neurotransmitter receptor levels; regulation of glutamate receptor signaling pathway
Source: RefSeq, a predicted model, not a curated record
AAAUUCAGAAAUGUACAAUAAUGCGGUAAUAAAUUUAAAAAGUUCUAUUGCUAAAUACUGUAUACGGUUGAUAUUAUGACUGAGCGCCGUGUCGUUAUCAAACAACAUCACUAUCGGUUACAAAUCUCACCAUAAGCGGAUUGGUUUAACCCUAUUCAUUAACGGCACCCGAGCCUGGCGCCUCUCAGCACCCCCUCCCCCGCGGACCAACAGAAACGCUUUAUCAUGAAAGCGAUUUAAUUAGCUAUAUUUUAUUAUUUGUUAUCAGUCUAAGCAUCAGUACUGGAAUGCGAAAAGUAAAUCAGGCCCGAGUCUCUUUGCGUGUACAAUAACCAUUAUCGUAUAAUUAGGUCCAGGGCAUCCAGUCAUGUUUCUUGUGCGUCAGCUGCUGCAGAUCUCUGUGCUGCUGGAUGCGACGUUGUGGCUGGCGAUUUCUGCCAGCCCUACCGAUGAUAAUGUACUGCGGGGCGGCCAUGGAGAACACGGAGAGCCGGGGCAUGAAGAACCCCAUAAGGAUUCUUACAGCACAUUCGCCUCCGAGUUCCUCGAAUCCAGAUACCUCUCAGACGAAGGUUACCCCUUCCCAACUGCACCCCCUGUAGACCCAUUUGCCCGCAUCAAAGUUAGCGACUGUGGAAUAACCAAAGGAUGCAUCAGAUAUGGCAAACCAGGCUGUGACGCAGAGACCUGUGACUACUUCCUGAGUUUCAGGCGCAUUGGCACAGAUGUGGAAUUUGAGAUGAGUGCAGACACCGAUGGAUGGGUUGCUGUCGGUUUCUCCUCUGACAAAAAAAUGGGAGGUGAUGAUGUCAUGGGCUGUGUUCAUGAUGAUAAUGGACGUGUACGGAUCCAUCAUUUCUACAACGUGGGCCAGUGGGCCAAAGAGAUCAAGCGCAACCCGGCGCGGGACGAGGAGGGCAUCUUUGAAAACAACCGUGUCACGUGUCGCUUCAAACGGCCUCUUCACGUGACUCGGGAAGAGACGCUGGUAGACCUGCACCUGAGCUGGUACUAUCUGUUUGCUUGGGGACCUGCCAUACAAGGUUCCAUCACAAGGCAUGACAUUGACUCUCCACCGGUGUCAGAUCGCAUGAUUAGCAUCUAUAAAUACGAGGACAUUUUCAUGCCUGCCACAGCCUAUCAGACAUUCUCUUCUCCCUUUUGCCUCCUCCUCAUCGUUGCUCUUACCUUCUACCUACUGAUGGGCACACCAUAACCAGCAAAUCCGUGUCACUGAGAGAAGAGAGAAUGAAUACAACUAACCAUGGAGCCACUAUUAGCACGAUUGUGUGCCAACUUUACAGUAUUAGAAACAGGCAGCAAUAAAUUGCGAUUCUACAAUAUCCUCAAUCUACGUACACUAAGAAGGUAUUUGGACUGUGAAUUAAUAUUCAGUUAUAUACAAGCAAUGAUUCUCAUUCAGAGGAGAUAGUCAACCAUACACUUAUUACAUAUUACAAUAUAUUUUAUUUUGAUAAAAGAGUAGAGUACCCCAAAUGGUAUGUUACGGUAGGUAUUUGAAACAAUCUGAGCCAAAUUAAUAUUAAUAUUCAGUAUACUUAAAGUGCGGUCACAUUAGUUAAAUUUCAGCAAAAUUUUGUGUGCAAAAAAUUCCAUUGUACAUCACUGUCAAACCAAGCAGCUUUCUAUUAGUCAAAGCUGUAAAUCCAUGAAAAACUUGCGAAAUCGGUCUGAGGAAAUAUUUCGCCUUUAUGUAAAAUUCUCAAACACGUGAAUUCCUAUUGAAAUUACUGGAUUUCACCCACAAAAAUUUGCUCAACAAUGGUAAAUGUGACUGCAUCUCUACAGUGGCAUAUAUUAUGUCCCACUAAAGAACUCUACGGGGAAGUGAAUUGCCUUGUUCUAUUGAAUGGAAUAUGUUUUGCCAAAUCUCAGUAGAGGUGCUCUGCUGUUUGUAGUUGUCUGCUUUCCAAUGUUUUCCAAUAUAUUACAGCUCUGAUUACCAUUUAUUAAGGCUGUGGAUUUCAGAGUGAUGUAAAUUAAUGCCUGUGAUUGACUACGCAACUUACAGCAGUACAUAACAGGCCCUACAGCACAAACACACAUACAUAGUAUUCAAAAAACAUUACUGCCUUCCAGUUAGCCAGCAUUGCCAGCUCAGUAUUUGAUGAUGCAUGCCAGCAAACUAGUCUCAUCUGAGCCAUUUAGAUCAGUGUCCCCUGGAAAAGAACCAGUCCAGGAGAGAAUCAUCUGAUUUUCAUUCCAGUGAAUUAAAAACUUUCUAUACCAAGGACUUCAUGCCAUUGCAAAACUUACAAAGAGUCCAAUAACUGAUUGCUGCCUGUGUAGAAAGAUUUUUAU